UGUCCACAAAGGAAAAGAUUGGACGGGUGAAACGCGACGAUCAUACGGUUGUCCGUACGUUGUCAGUCGCAGUAGAUGUCGUUUUCUUUUGGAGCCGUGACAAACCAAGGCAAAUGGCUACAGCUCGACUAUGUCGCUGGGUAUCUUUCAGUGUUACAGCUUAACGGAAAACGGUCGGUGGUGAUUGGUCUGGGCGCGUGUCUGACAGCCUUGUCUGGGUAAACUGUCGAGAGAAAGAGGAGGGUCUUUCACGGAGCCUUUUAUUUAUUUCUUUGUUUCCAGUGUGAGGGGAAAAAAAUAAUAACAACAGCUAGCUAGCUAAGCUAGCUGUAUUCGUUGCGGAACUUCAAUGUGGCUCCGUUCGACUGCGACAGAAAGCUGGACCAUAUUGCGAUAGGCGUUAGAAAUCCAAAGCGAAGGGAAGGAGGAUGAAGCGGCGCAAUGCGGACUGCAGCAAGCUCCGACGGCCGUUAAAACGGAACCGGAUCACCGAGGGCAUAUACGGCAGUACCUUCCUGUACCUGAAGUUCCUGGUAGUGUGGGCCCUGGUGCUGCUUGCAGACUUUGUGCUGGAGUUCAGGUUUGAGUACCUGUGGCCAUUCUGGCUCUUUAUCCGGAGUGUGUACGACUCCUUCAGAUACCAGGGCCUGGCUUUCUCAGUGUUCUUUGUAUGUGUGGCGUUUACAUCAGACAUCAUUUGCCUGCUCUUCAUCCCGGUGCAGUGGUUGUUUUUUGCUGCUAGCACCUACGUUUGGGUGCAGUAUGUCUGGCACACAGAAAGAGGGGUCUGCCUCCCCACUGUGUCGCUAUGGAUACUCUUUGUUUAUAUAGAGGCAGCUAUAAGAUUCAAAGAUCUGAAAGACUUCCAUGUGGAUCUCUGUCGUCCAUUCGCAGCACACUGUAUUGGCUACCCUGUGGUGACCCUGGGCUUUGGCUUCAAGAGUUACGUGAGCUAUAAGAUGCGUCUGCGGAAGCAGAAGGAGGUGCAGAAGGAGAAUGAAUUCUACAUGCAGCUGCUGCAGCAGGCGCUACCUCCAGAACAACAGAUGCUGCAGAAACAGGAGAGAGAAGCAGAGGGGGCUGCUGCAGCCAAAGGCGUCCACGACACCGACUCUCCUCCUGUAGCUCAGAACGGCUCAGCUGGCGGCAGGAAACCCACUCCGAGUCCGUUACCAGAGCUGGAAUACCGGGAGAAGGAGCGUGCGAAGGCAGAGAGCAGGGAGUCCAAGAAGCAGCUCAACCAGAACCAGAACCAGAACCAUCACAGCGUCAGCAGCGUCCUGUCUGUGGCGGACUGCCGGACCCAGGAGCUGGAAUACAUGGAGAACCACGUGGGUGGGGAAAGACUGAGCAGCUCCAAGCUGCUGGGCAGCACUGAGAACCUGCUCCUUAAAGAGGACAACUCUUCAUCAUCAUGCUCCUCCUCUUCGUCUAACUCCUCCAAAAAUUAUAAAAACCAUGCCACCGGAGGGGGUGUGGCCGGGGGGAACUCGUCACCCCGUGGACAUGGAACAGCCAAUGGCAGCGUUCCCUCAUCCACGGUGACGCCCUCGUCAUCCUCUUCCUCAGGGAAAGGGGAGAAGAAACAGAAAUGUGGGGGAGGGAAAGGGGCAGGGUCACACCGGGAUCCAGUGGACAACUGCAUCCCCAAUAACCAGCUCAGCAGGCCUGAGGCGCUGGUCAGGCUGGAGCAGGAUGUGAAGAAGCUGAAGGCAGACCUGCAGGCAAGCCGUCAGACGGAGCAGGACCUGCGGGGCCAGCUGGGCUCUCUGGGUAACGCAGAACGCAGCGUGCGUGUGGAGCUCAGCCAACUCCGCCAUGAGAAUGAGCUGCUGCAGAACAAGCUCCACAGUGCUGUGCAGGCCAAGCAGAAGGAUAAGCAGACGUUGGGGCAGUUGGAGAAGCGUCUGAAGGUGGAGCAGGAGGCUCGAGCGGCAGUCGAGAGGCAGCUGGCCGAAGAGAAGAAGCGCAAGAAGCUGGAGGAGGCAACAGCUGCACGUGCCGUAGCCCUUGCAGCUGCCUCCAGAGGUGAGUGCACAGAGUCUCUGAGGAGGAAAAUCUCUGAACUGGAGACAGAGUGUAAGAAACUCACACUGGACAUUAAAGUCAAAGAGGAUAUGAUCCGGGAACUUGAACUCAAAGUCCAGGAGCUGCACAAGUAUAAGGAAAACGAGAAGGAUACGGAGGUGUUGAUGUCAGCCCUGUCAGCCAUGCAGGAGAAGACGCAGCACUUGGAGAACAGCCUGAGUGCAGAGACCAGGAUCAAGCUGGACCUCUUCUCAGCUCUCGGUGAUGCCAAGAGACAGCUGGAGAUUGCACAAGGUCAGAUCUUGCAAAAAGACCAAGAGAUAAAAGACCUGAAGCAGAAGAUUGCGGAGGUGAUGGCCGUCAUGCCCAGUAUCACUUACUCGACAGACACCAGCAGCAUGAGUCCCGUCACCCCUCACUACUCCUCCAAGUUUAUGGACACCAGCCCUUCCAGCCUGGACCCCAAUGCAUCUGUUUACCAACCUCUCAAAAAAUGAAUGCCCACCAGUCCAGCUCACAACUCACCAUCCACCCCCACCUCUCUCUCUCUCUCUCUACCCCCCCCUUCUGGUAUUUCUGAAGCUCCAUAUGUUUUGGGACUUUUUAGGCGUGUUCCCCUACUGCUGCUUCUCGCCUGGUCAGAAGGAUGUUGUAUUGUGUGACUGUAAUUGUUGUAGUAAAAAAAUGAAUGGAAAAAAAAGAGACUUUUAAGGGACAUCACCUGUCGAGUAGGAUAUCUGCUGAUGAUUUUAAGGGACAUCACCGGUCGAGUAGGAUAUCUGCUGUUGUUUUUUUUUUUUUUCUCUUGUAAAUGUUUAUAAACCUCACAGUAGUUGGCGUGCAAUCCCCCCCUCAUUUAGUGCAACUUCAGCCUCCUCUCGUUCAUCCCACAGUUAUAUUUGACUUUGAAUCGUUAAUGUUGUUUUGUUUCUUUGUUUUUUCCUUCUUAAAGGAAGGUGGGGGCAAAGUGUCCGUUGUUCAACUGGAGGUCCUACAAGCUGGAAAGCUCCAUGCUACCUUAGAAUUCCUGAAUGUUCUGUUUAGGAAAGUGAGUUUUCUGGAAGAACGUCAUCACCUAAUGAUUCAAAUGGAUUGCAGUGUUUUCACACCCUUUUCUCUAAAAUGUGAUGUGUAUAUAAAGGUUGUUUUGUUGUCCAUUUUUACACAUGAAAGGUGCCACCAUACCAACAAAUUAGAAUUAUUUUUUUUUUUUUUGUUAGUGGGAAAUAUCUAAAAUGUAAUUAGAAAAAUACUUUUAGGUCCAGCAGCCCCAAACAGUCUUGUCUUGCAGUCAUAGAUAACCAGUGCCUUUAGUUGGGACCUCAUCGUUGGACCUGUAGGACAUUGCCCCCUGCUCAGCCCUGCCCCUUACUAUGACCGUAUGACUCUGCCCCGCCCCUUCAUAAGACUACACACCAUUGUUGGAGAACAGAUCUAGAUACAUUGUCAUAACACCACUCCCGCACUUCGUUUCCACUACAGAAACUUAACUUGAUUUGCCCUUGUUUACAUUUAUUUAUUCAGUUACAUUUGCACUGUGCUUCAAUGUAGAUUAGAAGGGAAAAGGUAAAUUUAGGUGGAUAUUGUGCAGUGUUCAGAGAGACCUGGAGCAUGUUCGAUUACUCUUGAGGUGUACUACACUGGCCAGUCAGUCUAUCUGAUGAGUGCUAAAAUGUAGUCCAGUGCCAUGUACCUAGGGCUAUAAUUUUGUUUAUCCAGAUUUUGAAUGCUAGGGUAAUGCCAGAAGCAGCCAUCAGAAUUGUUAAAGUGUAUUUUUCUCUUUUGAUGUCUUGGUAGCAGAGAGCUGUUUGGUGUUGCCACAUGAUGGCGCUGUUGUACAUAGGAAAGUAUUUGGAUUAACGUUCUCAGUGUUGCAGAGUUCGCACCCUGCUAAGGAAACAAGUGUUAAGGAAAGAAUGCCUCAGUCAGAAGCCAGCAGUUACCCUCUUCCUCAAGACCCUUCUCACAGAUUUUAAACCUGUUACAGGUGCUUGCAGACCCUCCAUUCAGUCCCACCUGCAUGUUGACUGGCUGCUGAUUAGUUUAUUAGUUCGUGUUCAGUGGGGAACCUUAGAGUGUCCCACAGGUUUGUGGCAUCAAGAGACGCGUGCCAGCAGAUAAACACGCAGUGAUGCGUGAGGACGGAAGACAGCUGGAAUCCUGGAACCCCUGACCAGGAAGGGGUUCUAGAAUCCUGGCAGAUUGGCUGGAGAAUCCACAGAAGCGAUGGUGAUGUAGAGGGAUCCAGGGAAGGCAAGUUAUGUUUUGGCUUUGGGUGUUGCGGUUUCAGUCCCAUGAAAAUGAAUGCCUUGCUCUUUGCUGGUAUUACUGCUUCAGUAGUACAGGAGUGAAAUAGCUGGAGUGAGUCCUAUGUGGUGUUCUAGUGUUCAGCAGUGGCUACGAGUUAUACAGGUGAGUGUGUUGUUUAAAUUCUGGUGUCAAGGAGUAGUUUCAGCAGACUGCAGGGUUUGUCUGUGGGAGAACUAGUGAGAAAUGUAGAAAGUUAAAAUGAGAAGAGGAGAAAGCACUGGUUUGUGUUCUUGGCCCUACAUCACCUCUCCCUCUCCUUUCUUUACAUCUAACCGUGACUGCAUUCUCACUCUGUGAGGUUUUUGAGGAAUAAAGUUUUUUUUUCUGGCAUCUUG
Molecule: messenger RNA, 4673 nt
Organism: Electrophorus electricus (electric eel)
Lineage: Eukaryota; Metazoa; Chordata; Actinopteri; Gymnotiformes; Gymnotidae
Gene: maco1b
Product: macoilin 1b
Biological process (GO): neuronal signal transduction
Cellular component (GO): rough endoplasmic reticulum membrane
Source: RefSeq, a predicted model, not a curated record